Thamnophis sirtalis is the source of this 628-nucleotide messenger RNA. The record is from RefSeq and is a predicted model, not a curated record. NCBI's taxonomy places the organism in Eukaryota, Metazoa, Chordata, Lepidosauria, Squamata, Natricidae.
GUCCACGCUUCGGGAUGUCUCAUUUUCAAAUUUUUUUUAAAAAAAGUCGCGUUUCAAGCUGCGGUGCACGCCUUUGAAAGAGUUUUUCAAGAAGGAAACCAGUGACUUCUACCACAUCAUCUGGCUGCUGUUAGAAUCUGAAUUGAGAAGUCUCAAAUCUUUGUUCUGCUGGCAGAUUUAAUCACCAAUUAAAGAGACAACAAUGACUUUGGACAAAUUGGUUAUCAAGUGUGGAAACUUUGCAGUCUUGGUAGAUUUCCAUAUUGCAUCUCAGGACCGUAUGUGGUUUUCUGAUCAUCAGAGAGAGGAAGUCUGUCUUUUGCUGAAGGAUGCAGUUGAAUCAAGAGUAAACCAGUACUUGAAAGCACGUAAAUUACAUGGUCGGGGCAAGCAAACAGAACAUGGAGAAUCUAAUUCUUUGUCUUUAAGAGCGGACGAGUUUCACAUUUCAGCUUACUUUGUCAAAAGAUGGGCUAAUCUGCGAUGUAUUGGACAACGGCAUGGUGGUAAGCUUCCUAUGUCUCCCUUUGGAGUACUUUGGAGAAACAAGGUGAAAAAGUGACGCUUGGACUAAUGGUAUUCUUCAACAAACUAGGUGUGGUGCAGAAAGAUUUGAGGGGUCCUUGGC